UUUGGUUGUGACGCGUGCCGAGAUCCGUGCGUGCACGCAGCGAGGCUUCUCCCGAAAAAGGAAAUAUUUUUCCGGUUUGGCGAAGGUCUAGCCAGUGUAUCGUCUUCUAAAGUGUCCAGAGCAAGCUCUGCGGUAUGAGCUACGGACGGCCGCCGCCCCGGAUCGACGGGAUGGUGUCGUUAAAGGUCGACAAUCUGACCUACAGAACGACACCGGAGGAUCUGCGACGGGUCUUCGAGCGCUGCGGGGAGGUCGGCGACAUUUAUAUACCCCGCGACCGCUUUACUCGCGAGAGCCGAGGCUUUGCAUUCGUCAGAUUCUAUGACAAGCGCGAUGCCGAAGAUGCGCUCGACGCUAUGGAUGGAAGGUUGCUGGACGGCAGGGAGCUGAGAGUACAGAUGGCACGGUAUGGAAGACCCACUUCCCCUCAUCGUAGCCGUGGAAGCCGACGCCGUGGACGAUCACGCAGCCGCAGCAGGGAUCGACGACGCACACGUUCCAGAUCACGAUCCAGGUCACGAAGUCACGAGAGGGACCGCAGGCGUUCUUACAGCCGCAGUCGCAGUCGUUCACGUUCUGACAGUAAGAGCUCGAGAGGCAAGUCUCGCUCUCGCAGCAAGUCUCAGGAAAGGCAGAAGGACAGUCGUUCUAAAUCAAGGGACUGAGACUAGGUGGUGACUGCGAAGAGAAGCCUGUAAAUCAACGCGCACCUGCCCGAGUUGCGAAAGCAGAAUGUCGUUCUCGUGUGAAAAAGGUAUUCCGCUCUUCUGCUAUAAUAUUAAAGACCAUACUUUAGUACGUUCACAUCCGACUGUCGUCCAAGUAUGUAGGCUAGGGUGACGCGUUGUUCUGGGUUCGGCUCGCGAAUCCAAUUUCAUUUUGAAUAACGAUUUACGUUUACUCUGCGAACGUUACGUGACGCUUUCUUAUUUUUUUUUUCUUUUUUUCUAUCCACUUUCCAAUUUGCAUCGACCAACGAAGUGCCCCAUUCGACGAGCGUAAACUGUGCGUCACACAUCGCCUUUCCACUUUGAGAAGCUUACUUGCCCUUAAGGCGAUCGAAAUUAAAUUAAUAACCCGUUGACUUGCUACGAACUCUUAUUACUCAUCAGAGAAUUUCAAUAACUAGAAUUUGAGAGUCGGGGCUAACUUGAAAUUGGCAUAGAGUUUUAUGCAAUUGUAAUUAACACAAGCAGUUGUAUUGUCCUAAGUGAAUUUUCCUAGACAAGAUCCAUUGAUUGACGGUAACUCUAGGUAUGGAAUCCUACCGUAUGAAAUUUUGAAAAUGGAUCGAGUUAAGCAACUAUGGUCAUUCGGACAAUUUUCUCUUUAGAAUGUUUCUCGGUUCUGACCUGUUUGGUGACAGCUGAUCCAUGUCACGACUACUGCUUAAUAAUGUCAGGAUGAUUUAUGAUUUUAAAGAAAUUUAAACUGUUAAUGAACUGACGAGCACUAUUCGGGAGUAGGCAUUUUAGAAAUAAUACAGAUUCUGUGAGAGACAAUGUGUGACGCCUUCGGUGCACCCUGUAAAACGUGUAACGGUCACGAGGAGGCACUUUGGCCCCCGGUGUGCCUCGCUGCGCAGGUUCUAUCGUCACUUGUUUAUUUCUAUUAAGCUUUUCGCAGCCACGAGCAACCCCCUUAAACUAGACUCGUAUUAUGUAACGAACCCUAGACAUAAGUUACGUGCUUCUGUAACGGCAUUUGCAGGUUCACUUGUGUGUAAGUUUUCCAAUUAAAAAUAAAGUGUAACAACGUAUUGCGGCAGCCAUGAACGCUUAGAGAGAAACGAAAAGAUAUGAUAACGAAUACUAGGGGAAAACCACUCGAUGGCGGUUCGCGUUACGUACAACCGUGGUACUUAGCAUUAAAUUCUGUGUCUACGAAUUUCUCUCUUGGGAAUCGAUUGGCUCAAAAUUGGAUUAGCUAUUAAAAUGUCACCGAGAGAUUUCUGAACACCACCACAAAGUGUCCUCUCUCUGUUAAGAUAACUACUGAAAAUUCUGUCAAAAUAUUGGAGUGCAAUAAAAGAAACUUGUGUAAUUGUUCAAGUUCAAUUGGUUACACCGAGACGAUACGUCUUGUUGACUAGGAAAGUGGUCUUUAGAAAUGUCUUGUCCUUGCUAAUGUCGGAAUAUCCAGGACACAAGAGUGUCCACGUGACAGAUAUAUGCCGUAUUCAACUGCAUGUGCUUCAGCACUACCAUAUAUAGAAGUCUCCUCGGUCUGCCCUCCGUUGCGAUGCGUAAUAACAGUUACACUA
Messenger RNA from Orussus abietinus, 2263 nucleotides. RefSeq names its product serine/arginine-rich splicing factor 2 (gene SC35). Lineage: Eukaryota; Metazoa; Arthropoda; Insecta; Hymenoptera; Orussidae. The coding region runs from base 135 to 665 and encodes 176 amino acids. Gene Ontology annotation, molecular function: RNA binding. The record is from RefSeq and is a predicted model, not a curated record. The transcript has 4 exons.